Messenger RNA from Acanthocheilonema viteae, 411 nucleotides. The record is from the annotation of a GenBank genome assembly. NCBI's taxonomy places the organism in Eukaryota, Metazoa, Nematoda, Chromadorea, Rhabditida, Onchocercidae.
AUGAAAUUAUUCUGCAAAAAUGGUGGAAAAUGCAAUGUACAGGGACGAAAUCGAACAUCGUGCAAACUUUGUCGUUUCAAUAAAUGCAUUGAAGUUGGAAUGGCACCACAAAACUCACGUUAUGGUCGUCGUUCAAAAUAUUUCAAAGUUUCAUCGCUUUUAAAAGCCCAAGAACGAGCUCGUUUUUCUGGUAACUAUCAAUCAGCUGACCUAUUAACUUCACCGGCCCAGCUGAUCAAACCAACAAUACCACCGUCACCAGUUUGGGCCUUGCCUAUUUGGCUAUCCACUAAUAUUUUCAACACUCGAGAUGUCAUAGUGGUCAAUAAUGCCUGUAAUCAAAAAGAUCUAAGCCAUUUUAUUCAAUCAUAUCCUCAAACAGAACCAUUAGAUUUAUCAAUUAAAAAAUGA